Molecule: messenger RNA, 2988 nt
Organism: Orbicella faveolata
Lineage: Eukaryota; Metazoa; Cnidaria; Anthozoa; Scleractinia; Merulinidae
Source: RefSeq, a predicted model, not a curated record
CCAUCUAUGUGUAACAUCUAGACAUUUUUAUUUUUGUGUUUCUGCGACUGCCUCAAAGAGGAAUAUAUUGUACUUAUACAUAUACGAACUUUACGCGUUGCGAUUUUCGAAGCAGGUGUAGUUAAAACUUAAUUGAAAUGAUCGACAGCAUCUGAUUCUGCUGGUGGAUUUUUUUGGGCAAGAGCGAGUAGUCUUAUGUGGCUUGGAACGUUUCUUUUAAUUGAAAUAUAUUUUAAUUAUUUCAAAAUGAAAGAAACAUCGAAACAAUUGCAGUCUCAGGGGCUGCUCUCGCGUGCCUGUCACCUGACGAAGGCGUUGUCGGUCACGCAAUGUCAUUUGAGUGUUAUAACACUUUCACGCGCAUUCCAUUUCAAUAUUAAAGGGCUGUUAUUGCAGCUCUGUCAGGAUAACAUAUCUUCAAGGAUGGGAUACACUUAUGAAAUUAGAAAUGCAAUACAGUAUGUUGGAUCCCACAAUCUUUAAUCCGCCUAUACCUGGACUCACAAAAAAUCAUUUUCGGUAGAUUUGGUGAUAUCUUUUUUCUCGUCAUUGGUAUAAAUAAACCCAGCAAUCUAGAGCAGUUUGUAAUUUUUCUCACCCUGAUUUUAUUCUAACUGUACCUAUCUCGAACUGUUGAAUAACUGCUAACGGAAUUUAACUAAAGUAACAUGAGGUUUCAGUAUUACAAGGUCCUAUUUCUGAGGUGAAGAAUUGGAGAUGAUAGUUAAAUUAAGUGCCGUUCUCUAUGUGCUAGGAAACUUUGUUAUUUGUUACUGUUAAAUUUGAGUUCGGAUUUUUUUUGCAGUUAUUUUCCUCAGUCAGCAUAUGCCCAUUCAAGUGUUAUUGAUUUACAUCGACAUCAGCAGUUCACAAUGCAAAUGUAAAAUAUGAGAUUGUUAUAAUCGGCUGUAUCACUAAUUAAAAAAAAAAUCUAUAUACCAACCCUGUUAUUUCUAGAACAACCUUCGCAUCAAGGGCGUAGCUAGGGGGGGUCCUAGAGUGCCCGUGACUCCCCCCCCCGCUUUUGUAAGCCUUUUUUAAGAAAACAACCUACAACAGUUGGCGAAAACGCCAUGGCGAUAUCUUGACCAUUGUUGAAAAGCUCACUUUUUCCCCUCAAUUUGACGCAGUAUGACUCUCCCUUUGAAAAAUCCUGGCUACGCCCCUGCUUCGCGUUUCCCUUGGUAGUUCGAUUUUAUUGAUUAUAUUUUUUGUUUAUCUUAUUUAUUUGAAUUGAUUUGAUUUCAUGUGAUUUAUUUUAUUUUAACAAGGGACGAUCAUCAUCUCUUGAUUUUUUCACAACGGACGAGUUGGAACAAGACUUUUUGCAGGCUCAUGUACCUUCCCUAAUCUCUCGGGGUUGUCAUGCACGCUUCCACGGGACAUGAUUAACUGCUAUGUAGUGUACUGUUUCCUCAGAGUGUAACUUUUUUCCAAUUUUAGAUUGAUCACGAGUGGUCCUGUAUGAUAGGGUAUCGAAACAAGUUGAAGCAAGUUGACCAAAGCGAAGAUCAGCUCUGACAAACAAAAAUGGCUCAAACAGUGAAACUUGCACUCUCCAUGCUGGGAUGGCACGGUGUAUUUCUGUUGUUCCUUAUAGUUUCAUUCAAGCUUUUUCUUGCGGAACAAGACAGUACAGUAUGCCCAUGCACUUGGAACGUGGCCUAUAGCACCCUUAUGUUUGUGAUCCCCUCUUUGAUUUCCUAUUUGAUUGCAGUUUUCGCUUAUUUCCGUCAAGACGAUGAUAGCGCACCGUGGAAAGCUUUGAGGAGACUGUACGUUUUUAAAGGUGCUUGUCAUCUCUAUGAUGAACGCAGAGACUGGGAUUUUCAUACGGAACAUUGCAUUUCCUGCAAUCAGCUCAAUCGCGAUUGGAGUCUGGUCAAGAUUGGCGUGUCAGCCGUUUUCUCUUUGCUGUACCCCACGGUCUGGUUGUCGCUGAGUUUUCUGCAAGCUUAUUAUUACGUGUGCGCUAAUGUUGGUCCACCUAGUUCAUCACUUACCACUUACUGCGAUGUUAAAAUUGACGACGUGCCGAGAGAUUACGAUAAAGAACAUGGUCUGGCUGUUAUUCGCUCCAAGGUCAUUGGCGGUGUUUUAUUUAUAAGCGCUCUCUUCUGUCUGAGCGUGUUUGUGAUCAUUUACGGCGAGAUAGAACAUUUUUUGAAAAAGGUAGAUUUCUGUUCAAGUGAUAAUAGUUCUAAUCUGCAAGUUGACAUUUCCAUUCAACCGAGACGUUCAUCCGGGACAAUAGAAUCGGCAGGUUCCCAAGGCAACCAGGUUCCCGCUGUCAUAACGGUGCAGGAAGCUCCUGGGGCUAGAAGUCAACAAGCGGUUGACGAUAACAAGGCAAUAUGUGUCAAUUUCAGUGAUGCAUUUGUUGCAGCCCUGCGAGGCAAUCUACAAGAUGGCACAUGGCAAGGAAUAGAUAUCCGCUGUUCACAGCAGGAGGAACACAGGAGCCUGCAAGGAACUUUCGCAACUUUUCACUCACCAUCUCAUUUAAGAUCACAGCAACAGGCUCGGCGUGAACACACCUAUGAAUCACUUACAAACAACUUGAUGGCGUACACAGAGUCCUCGUAGAUUCAAAGUCAUGGCAUGGGAACACGUUUCCCCUUUUCCUAGUAAUAGUAAUAAAGAGCUGAGCGACCAAACAAGUUCAUAAAACAGCAACACAUGCAAAACAAUUAACAAUUAUUGGAAGAGUUCAAAUAUCGUUGUAUGUCAGUGGCUCGCAGAUCAAUAAUUGAUCUGCGAGACACUGGAAGGAGAUGGGAGAGUAGUACGAGUGAAUGGCAUUUGUUAAUGCGCGAACAAGGCGAAAAUAGACCGUCCGAGGUUUGUGUCAUUCGAACGAGACAAAGUUUUCAAAGUUGUCCAAGAGUCGAUCAUGCGAUGAAAACAAGGGAUCAAUGCCAGAUAGAACUAAAAAUAAGUUUCAAGGUAGUAAACCGAAAAAUAAAGGCGCGCGGCAAAACACCUCGG